UUUUAGAAAUUGCGAUGACUAUGAAAAUUGGGAACUACUGAAUACCAAUGUCGCUCUACCUCGUAAUUCAAGAAUUUUCUCCAAAGCAAGCAGAAUUCAAGUAUCGUUUUCAACCGUCCCUGCAGGGCUGGUAGAAUGGAAAACGCUUGUUAAGGGGCUCAUAUAGAAUAGAAUUGCACAAGGAAGGAAAUAUAUGUUGUGAAAGGGAACAAUGAUUUAAUUGCAUUUGGAAUGGAAACAAUAGCAGGUCAUUUCUUUCUCGCAGGAUUGUCGAGGAAGACGUUCAGUGAUGUGAUUGCGGUGCAAAAACAGGAUGAAGGGAAGGAUAUUUUUGAGGACAGCAAUGCAUUGGCGAUGAAUUUGAGCAAGCGCCUUUCAUUGAAACGGACAUCAAGUGUUUCGCCAUCAUCCUCCCUUGACAAAGACAAUAACCAUUCUGGAGAUUUGCGUAGUUCGCCAUCGAUCCUGAAUUUCCCUAAUAGUACUUCCUUAGAUGACAAUUCUUCUCCGAACCUAACAUAUAUCGCUAGGAAAAGUAAGAACAGUUCUUCUGACAUUGAUGAUUGCAUUACUAGUCCUAGUCCAUCCCGAAAGAGCUCUCUCUCCGAACCGCACCCUCAGAGUAAACAUUCUCUGAGUUUAUCUGGCUUUCAUAAAGAUCGUUUGCAAAAUCGCUUCAGUAUAGGCACAAUUCAUACUCUGUCCGACAUAUAUAAAUCCUACGAUGCUUAUUCAGAAGACCUUUCUUUUAAUCCUUCAAUAAACCCUCUUGAAAGAUGUUUUCCUCCCUCUUUGCUGCAGAGAUAUCCCUCUUCAAAAGACAUAGGUACAGAAAGUACAAAUUGUUAUCGUUGGGAGUUUCCCAACUACGUCCCAAUGUUUGUAUUUCCAAAUGACAUAACUAUCGAGCGAUCUCCUACUCGUCCUGCUUCAACUCAUCAUACGUUUGCCUUGACAAGUGAGGAUAAUUCCAAGGUUUAUGGAAUUUGCUUAGUUAACUGGGUAAAAAUGCCAUUGGAAAUGCAGUCUGAUUUGAAGAAUGCUUGCGAUACUUGGCGAAAUAUCUAUGCAUCCCCAGAAGAUUUAGAAGUUGCUAAUUUUUUGUUGUUUAAGCUGCAUGCCGAAAAAGAUCAUCUUUCACGACUAUGUGAGAUGGACAAAAAGGCGGAGCAGAAUCCCUUUUUUAACGCCUAUUUAUCAGAACAGAUAGCCAGACAUGAAGAAAAUAUACAUCUUUACGAAGAGAUGUUGCGUCCUAUGAAAAACUUACUUUUUGGAUUAACUGAUAUUUUUACUGAGGGUGAGCACCUUUGGUUGCCAAAGGCAUAUGGUAUUCUAACUAGAAGGCCUUACUUACAGUCUUUCUGUCGCGAUUGGCUUAGAAUUAUAUGUUCAUCUCUCCUUGUUGAUGAACUUGAUUAUAUUCCUCCUGCUGACGUCGCUUUCUUACGAAAUAUGUCUAUUGAGGCUUACAUAAAAAAUAUAUGCAACGAAAUACCUUUACCUCCAAGAGGGCUCUCUCAAACUCGUGUUGAGGUUGGACCUCUCCAACUUUGUGCCUUCCGUAGUCCUUUGAAUGAAAUUCCUGGAUGGAAUGACGUGGAUUUGUAUCCUUUGUUUCGUACUUUAGACUUUUGGAAUAUUAUUUCUCUUUUUGAAGCGGCAUUGCUAGAGUCUAAAAUAUUGUUUUUAUCUAAAAGUAUAAGCAUGCUUAGUUACGCGUCAUUCGCGCUUGUUCAUCUGCUUUAUCCUUUAGAAUGGCAAGGUUUAUUUAUUCCUGUUCUAUCGAGAAGGUUGAUUUCGUGUCUGGAAGCACCAUGCUCUUAUAUCAUUGGUAUUUCCAGUGAUGCUAUAGCUUUGGAGAGUUUACAGUCGGAUAGUAUACCUCUUGUUGUAUGUGAUUUGGACAAUAAUCUGAUCAAAACCUAUGGAAAUCCAGUUACUUUACCUACUUCCUUGCGGCAUAAAUUGUAUGCGAACUUAAGUACAGCCGCUCCCUUGCAUUCUCAUUAUGAGAUACCUUAUGGAGUUCCAAAGUAUGUAUGCGAAACAUAUCCCAAUAACACGAUGCCUUUGAGUACAACCACGAGUUUUCCCUUUCGAGAAAGGUUUCAUGUUCCCUCCUUCCUUUCUCGGCAUCCUUGGGUUAACAGAAAUUCCUAUGUGGUACCACCGGUGCUAAAUGGCUUCCUAAGGUUUCAAGAAAAUACAUCAAACAUUUCGUUUUCUAAACAAUUCGGUCUUACAAGGUCAUUAAGUAGAAUCUCUUCUCAUGGACGCUUAACAGCCGAGCAUUCACGUCACUUCUCUUCUCCGCCUUCGACCCGAGCUUAUUCGCCUACAAUGCAUGAAUCUGGUCUUUUGUAUUCAUCUGUUUCUGACAGUGUUCGCAGAAAUUCAAUGACAGUUGCUCAUACAUAUUGCGAUAAGCAACACGAAGAGCCUUUCAAAAGGAAUAAAUCAGCUGUAAAUGUCCCUUACAUAAACAACGUUGCUGAGAAAAUGAGUAAGCAUCUGCUUUACAAGGAAGGACACAAACUUCGGUACGUUUCGAUUGAUUUAUAUACCACUGGUUCUCAUGUUGUGUGUGCCGUAUCUGGUGCCCCACUAGAGCAAACUCAUUUACGAUGUGACAAUUGUGGCCUACAUAUAAAUAUCGGGAAAAUCCGGUACGUAUGUGCCCCUUGUACUCCCGUUUGUUUUAAUGGUCAAUUAGUAUCAACUGUUUUCUUGAAAUUUUUUACGAAAAUACUCGGUCCGUAUAGACAAUACUUUCAGAAAAAAGAUGAAAACCGUCAAGCUGGUCAGAGAAAGAAUGAGUCAUUUAACUUCAGGAAGUUUGCACGCCAGUCAUCUAAAAUUCAUGGAGAUUGGAUCUUUAGCUUUUGUAACACUCAAGCGUUUUCUGAAUUUGUUAGCGAUCGAUCUCAUGUCGAUCCGAAUGAUCCAAAAAUUGCCUUAUUCGACCAGUUACUUUUGUGUGAAAAGAAUAAUGGUAAACCUCGCCUAUUCGGAAAAUCCACGUCUUUCUUACAAGAUAGAAGCUUUGAAUUUCAAAAGUUCGAGAUAGCACCCACGCCGGAUAAUUCUUAUGAAAAACAGUAAUGCUGUGCACUCUUUGGCGAAUUUAUCUUUGUAUAUCUAGUCAUCAUAUAUUCUGAUUUUAAUGCUUUAGAAAUCACUAUUUAAAAACAAGUUUAUGAAAUGCGAAUGAUUUUUUACGCAUCGGAUGUUCCUUAAUUUACCUUUUUUAUUCUAUCUAUUUCUUAUGAGUACAGUAUAGUGAAUGAAUUUGAAAUACACAAGUAAUGUUACUAAA
Messenger RNA from Schizosaccharomyces octosporus yFS286, 3319 nucleotides. Its product is annotated as diacylglycerol binding protein. Lineage: Eukaryota; Fungi; Ascomycota; Schizosaccharomycetes; Schizosaccharomycetales; Schizosaccharomycetaceae. The coding region runs from base 232 to 3105 and encodes 957 amino acids. The record is from RefSeq and is a predicted model, not a curated record. Gene Ontology annotation, cellular component: cytoplasmic vesicle. The transcript has a single exon. Gene Ontology annotation, biological process: regulation of Rab protein signal transduction.